AUGGAUAUCAAAGAGAUUGUCAAUUCAAAGGGUGUGAAAGGAGCUGCAGCAGCGGCGGCAGCAUCAGCAUCAGCAAGUGGUCAGGCUCAUGAUUUGCAUUUAUUGCAAUCCAUAUCUCAAGCCAACAGCUUACGUAUAUCUGAUGCUGGUUCCGAACGAGGUACUUCUCCUCAUGGCUCUGAACAUUCUCAAUAUUCUACCCCGCGCAUGGGCAUGAAUGGCAUGAAUGGAGCACCAAAUGGCAUGCGUUAUCCUUCACCUCCUGGUAUGCAAAACUCGAUGCCAAUGAUGCAACAACCUUAUCGACCCGAUGUUACUUUCGAUAAUGGCAUGAUGCCCGCACCACAACAAGAUAACACUCGUCAACGACAACCUGGGGAUGUCACCGUUACAAAAGCUUUUCCCUGUAGCACCUGUGGCAAAGGAUUCGCUCGCCGAAGUGACCUUGCAAGACAUGAACGUAUUCACAGUGGAGUUCGACCUCAUGUCUGUGAUUAUCCGGGCUGUGGCAAACAGUUCAUUCAAAGAUCUGCUCUAACGGUCCACUUACGUGUUCACACUGGUGAAAAACCUCACACUUGCGAACGUUGUGCAAAGCCCUUUAGUGACUCCAGCUCUCUCGCUAGACAUAGGCGCAUCCAUUCCGGAAAGCGACCAUACAAGUGCCCAUAUGCGGAUUGUCAAAAGACUUUCACACGAAGAACCACUUUAACACGUCACCAAAACCACCAUACUGGAACUGUCGAAGAAGCUGCUGCUGCGACUGCUGCUGCUCUUGCGACUCGUCCUGGUAACAAUCGACCUAGCAGGCAACGUUCCGAUGGUGAGUCUUAUUCAAACAAUGGAUCUCCCAUGUCAACACCUUCACCUGGCCGACAUCUCUCUACUUCUCCAAGUUCCGACAUGGCACCGAUGAAUGCUAUGCAGCGCCACCCUGGUGACUAUGGAUACAUGAACAACAGCUCUUUACCCGGACAUCUUCGAGGUGAUUAUGGCGUACCAAAUCAGCCACCACCAGUUUCUACCGCCUUUACAAAUGGUGGCAUGCAACGACCUACAUCCCAUCCAACAGGCUAUGGCCCCCCGCCGAACAUUUUAGAGCCUCCUGCCAACAUGGAACAGCGACAACCAGGCAGUGCAAAUGGUAGUCCACACAUGACCAACAUGGGCUGGCAGUCACCCUCUCAAAUGGCAUCUCCAUCGCAUAACAACAACUACGUCUAUCCUGACCCGGAUCCAUAUGGCUCGGGUGCUGCGAUGGGCCAGAUGUAUUAUCCAAACUCAAAUAUGAGACGACCACAGAGCACGGAGCCAGAACAAUAUGAUAUGAAACCAAGAAUGAAUGAAAUGUGGGCUGCAGCUCAAUGA
Messenger RNA from Sclerotinia borealis F-4128, 1368 nucleotides. The record is from the annotation of a GenBank genome assembly. NCBI's taxonomy places the organism in Eukaryota, Fungi, Ascomycota, Leotiomycetes, Helotiales, Sclerotiniaceae.